Neopsephotus bourkii (Bourke's parrot) is the source of this 2393-nucleotide messenger RNA. RefSeq names its product otoconin 90 (gene OC90). Gene Ontology annotation, molecular function: calcium ion binding; phospholipid binding. The record is from RefSeq and is a predicted model, not a curated record. Gene Ontology annotation, cellular component: extracellular matrix. Gene Ontology annotation, biological process: phospholipid metabolic process; arachidonate secretion; lipid catabolic process. Lineage: Eukaryota; Metazoa; Chordata; Aves; Psittaciformes; Psittacidae. Bases 386 to 2020 code for a protein of 544 amino acids. The transcript has 14 exons.
UCCUGUUAGAUCAACUAAGAUGUAAAAACUGUGUAAAAUAAAAGAAACUUCAAGCACACCAUUCAAUUGCUAAAUGAAGUCUCCCUCUCUGUGGUGCUUUGGCUGAGCCUGUUGACUCAUCUAAAGCAAUACUGAAAUAUUUAUAAAGGACAUUGGUAAAAUCUGAAGGAUACAUAAGGCUCACCGUUGUCGUAAUAUGUGCAUUUAUUAUAAGGUAAUAGCUAAAUUGUAUCAAGCAGAAAUAUGGCCAGGCUACAAAACAAUGUUUUUUUAAGCUGAUGCCUUCCCAUUCCCAGUUUCGAGAGAUAACGUUCUGCCUAAUACAUUACUUAACUUUCCAGGCACACCGGUCUGCUGUGUGACUGUUUCUUGUCUUUGGGCUAAAAUGAUUGCAAUUCUGCUGGUGUCUAUGUCAGUGAUGUUGUACAGUGCAGGUGGCCAAGGCUUGGAGAAGCCAGCAUUCCUGCCGGAGCUUCUUGACACACCUGAAAGAAUCCUGAACAAUGCCACAUUCUUCAAUGGAGUCUUUCAGAAUGUGGAAAGUGUUGCGUUAUUUUUUGACUGCCUGGGUUCUCACUUCACCUGGUUACAGUCCAUCUUCACAAACUUCCCUGCCCUGCUCAACUUUGUGAACAAAAUGAAGUGUGUUACUGGGCUUUGUCCCAGGGACUUUGAAGACUAUGGUUGCUCUUGCCGGUUUGAGAUGGAAGGACUCCCUGUGGAUGAAGCUGAUGAAUGCUGUUUCCAGCACCGGAAAUGCUAUGAGGAAGCGAUGGAGAUGGAGUGUACAUGGGACCUAUCAAAGAUUUCUACAGAUGUCAGCUGCUCUACUGAAAACCUGACCUGUGAGUCUGGGGAUCCCUGUGAACAGCUCCUCUGCAACUGUGACAAAGAUGCCAUUGAAUGCCUGGGGAAGGCACAUAUUAACUCUUCUUUGAAUGGGCUGGAUAUUUCCUUUUGUCCACCUCUGGUUACAGAAAACACCAGCAAGAGAGAGCUGACAACACUUCACACAGAGGGCUUACUUCGUCUUGGGACUGAUGGAACACAGCCUGCAACUGCAUCCAUGGAAGAAGUGAACUCCUUUGAGCCCAGUGAGAUGGCCCUGGGGACUUCCAGAGCCAGAGGUAAGAGUUUGAUUAUACUGUUGUUGACGAAUCAGGCACUCUUUACUGCAGAGGAAGAUGGAUUUAUGGAAGCUGCAGUGUCAGCGGAAGAGAUAACCACGACCCCAGCCUCGUUCCCAGAAGGUCUUAACUCACUGAAAGUCAAAAUUGUUCCCACAGAGAAGAUUCCUGCAGCCAUAUCUGCAAGGACAAAGGAAGAGGAGACAAGCCCUGCAAGGGGUGGCCAAAGCACAACUUCUUCUGGAAUAGCUCUGGAGCUGGUACUGUCUGACAGGAGAACCAAUGAACCUGCAGGAAAAGUAUGUGAGCGAUUUACCUUUCUGCAAGAGAGAGGAAAUGGAAGAGCAAAGAGGGAGCUGCCCCAGCUAGGAGAAAUGCUGUUCUGUUUAACUGAGCGAUGCCCAGAGGAAUUUGAGUCUUAUGGUUGCUACUGUGGCCAAGAAGGGAGAGGUUAUCCUACUGAUGCACUGGACAGGUGCUGCUUCUCUCAUCACUGUUGUAUAGAACAAGUUAUGAAACUUGGAUGUCAUGCAGAGAGAAGUUCAAGAUCUGAAGUUGUGUGUUUCGAUCAUAAGCCAAACUGUGUUGGCUGGAGCAUGUGUGAGAAACUAUUAUGCACUUGUGAUAAGACAGCUGCCGAGUGCAUGGCUUCUGCCUUCUUCAAUGAAAGCCUUAAGCUUCCACGCAGGCAAGAGUGCCAAGAGGAGAAAAUCUCAUGUCAAAGUGAUCCUUAUGAAAGGCCUUCAACAGGCAUGGGAACAGGCACAGGGAUUUCCAGCUCCGAGGAGAGCAGUGAGGAGAAAGGCCCACUGGGGAGUGUAUUAAGAAGAGCAAAGAGAGAUACACACCAUCGCAUUGGAAACUCCAGAGCUGUGCAACAUGAAGGCAGAUAACCAACUACCACCAUACACUUGAGGAACGUCAUGGAUACUUUCAGAGUCGAUCACUGCAUACCUUGCUCUUUCUUAUCACUCCAGUGCCUGCCUUACACUUUCCAGCACACAAGUGACAUAAUCAUAGACUAAGUAUUAGAUGUUAGGCUGUAUACCUUCUUACCAUAGUGAGGUCAGCACUAUGGAUCACCUAUUUAGGUCAGAUGUUACCGUAAAUGAUUAUUUCACACUAUUCUGUAUAAUUUCAUUAGAUUUCUGUGUAAAACCUGCUCUGAUCAAAGACUGAUCUUGCUAACUGCGUAGUUGGUUCAGACUGGAUCUUGCUUAUGGUGGCUAAAUAUUUCAGGUUCUUAAUUAAACCAAUCUGCAACUA